This is a messenger RNA of Colletotrichum phormii, 1098 nucleotides long. RefSeq lists its product as uncharacterized. Bases 1 to 1098 code for a protein of 365 amino acids. The record is from RefSeq and is a predicted model, not a curated record. The transcript has a single exon. NCBI's taxonomy places the organism in Eukaryota, Fungi, Ascomycota, Sordariomycetes, Glomerellales, Glomerellaceae.
AUGAACACAAUCAAGAUGGCUACCCGUACCUACUUCACGACAUACCCUCACGUCUGGAACGACCCUCGUUCGAGACUCACGACUCCCGAAUCUAUCGAGGAGUCGGCCGGGGGAGGAGCCGACGAUGCUCCGACCCCGGAGCAAACCAAGAACAUGCUCCGGUCGGCCGCCAGGGCCGAAGCCAUCACCAAGGCCCUGUUCGAGCAGAUAUACGCUCCCAACACUCAAUCCUCUACUCCACCCGAGGUCGCAGCUCCAGGGUCCAAAGACUCCUCCGCCACUUGCACGCCCACCAGGCCCGGCUGCGUAGACUGCAACACCAACAACGGCGGGACCUCCUUCAAAGACAUAGACCAAGAAGCUCGCACCCUCGCAGAAUACGGCAUCCGCGAACCCCGCGUAAAAUCCCGCCGAUCCCGCUUCCUCUACGACAACCCAGCCGAAGAGCCCCUCCUCCGCAACGAACCCUGGAUCAAGAGAUUCUCCUACCUCGAAGACGGCAUCGAGGCCUCGAGGGGCUUCCAGAGACGCGCUGACAUCGUCGGCGGCCUCUCCAACGACGGGCAGAUUUCAGAGCUGGCUCUCCCGUCGCCUGCGCUGGCACCGACGGCGUCUUCUCGGUUCGAGGAGGAGUUGAGGCGGUGGUCUCUGGGCAGCGCUGCGCAUGGGGAUGGGUAUGAGCAUGAGCGUGAGAUCACUUCGGAGCGGCAUUAUUGCCUUUUCUGUCAUUCUGGUGGUGAUUCUGAGGGAGAGGGGUCGGAGUGUAGUCAGAGUGAUGAUGAGAUGAGGCGGGAGCUGGAAAAGGUGAAUUGGAAUAUUGAGCAGUGGGUUCGAGGCGUCAGUGAGUCCGGCAUAGACGGCGAGACGGCCCCCUCAUCUGCUGCCGGUGGUCCCGCCGGUGGUCCCGCCGCUCUCGCCGGAAGGUGCGGGGGAGUGGUGGCUGGAGCAGAGACAGGGGAAAGAAGGGAAUGGAGGUUGGAGGCGGAGGAGGACUGUUGCCCCUGGUCGGUCCUCGUUGCGGCUCUGGUGCUGAAUCUCGCGGGCAUCAUUUUCCUGCUCGCAUAUAUCGCGCGCGGGCUUUUGGCAGAGUGGCAGUGA